This is a messenger RNA of Caenorhabditis remanei, 1200 nucleotides long. RefSeq lists its product as uncharacterized. NCBI's taxonomy places the organism in Eukaryota, Metazoa, Nematoda, Chromadorea, Rhabditida, Rhabditidae. The transcript has 3 exons. The record is from RefSeq and is a predicted model, not a curated record. The coding region runs from base 1 to 1200 and encodes 399 amino acids.
AUGUCGAUGCUGAGUUCUGUUUUCUGUCUGAAAUGUAAAAAUAUGUAUGAUCUAGAAACACGUAAGAUGUGUAUUGGAACAUGCAAUCAUUCAAUUUGUGAGAAAUGCUUCGAUAAGAAACUAACUGGAACGUGUCCAAUCUGUGAAAAAGGGAAUUCCUUCGAUUUGAAAAACAUCAAUUAUCAAGCUCAAGAGAUGGUUGGAACCGUAGUGCAAUCCGUGUCGCUGACUGAUUUAGUUGAUUUAAAGUUAAACCAGAAGUAUUCUGGAGAUGGAGAGUGUUCCGAAUGCAAGAAGUACAACGAAAAGCUCCGAGUUUGUGUUGAAUGUGCUAUGCGAUCAGAACUAUUGACAAAAUCAAAAGAUGGAGACUUUGAGUUCUCGUCUGAAACUAAAGAUGGGGAACUAUUGGAAACGAAGAUGCUUUUGGUUCGAAGUUUUGCUUUAUGUGCAAAUUGCGUACUUGAUGGAAACAAACACGAUGGAUCAGAUGGAAAACAACACAAGUUGAUUCCCAUGAUAAACAUCAAAGGGAUGAGUGAAACUUCUUACAACCUCCGCGCGAUAUCUAUUGUUUCAUUUGCAUUGCACAACAUCAAAAAGGAGCUGAGUGAGUGUAAACAUAUGACUCUGGCUCCAACAGUGUGCGCCUGGGUCUCGGAAGGUUGGAAAACUAUAGAAGAAUUUGAGCAAAAAAUAGCAGAAGGCAACGGAGUAGAUCAUGCUUCGAAUUCUUCGGCAGUGAUCACAAUGAUAAACACCGUCAUGGAAAUCUUAAACGGUGUCAGUUGGGUUUAUAAAGAAGUUGUCGAAAAGUGCUUAGCCGAUUUAAGUGUCGAAAUGAAUAAUGCCGAAAGUGUCGACGAAAAACGAGAGUUGAAGAAAACACUUGAAAAGUUGGAAUCGCUCAGAAACUUUUAUGGUUCACGAAAGAAGUUUGAUCUUCGCACGAGUAAAAUUGUGGAUUUAUUUUACAUGUAUCAAUCUGGAACUCUUGGAAAAACGUUUGCAAAUGACAACCGGAUUGAUAAAUCAAGUAUUGAGGAAGCGGUCCGUGAUGGACUCAACGUAACAAAUGAUGUGAGAAGAAUGAUCAAACUACCGCCGAGGUAUGAAAAAUACGCCAACUUUGCUGGAAGUUGUCUUCAGUUGUUCAUGAGAGAGAAGUCCAAUCAACUCGAAGAACCGGAUCUUGAUUAA